ACAGCUGAGUUCACGAAUUUUUACAAAAAUGAAAAUAAAUUAUUGUGUGAGAGCUAAGAGAAGUCUUUAGUCAGGUGGUUUAGUAACUCUGUUUGCUUCUUUAACGUCUCGGGUUCGAUUCUCCAACUUCGUAAUCUGACAAAACGUUAUCUUCUUCCCAAAUUUCUGAUUCUCUGAGAUUUUCCCAAACUCAUCUUCUUCGAGUGACUUGUACAGAUUAAGGAUUUUAAUCGUGGCAUUUCUCGUUAUUGUUCUCUAUAUUGCUCCUUGAUUGUGGUCGAUGACCUCGUUACUUCUCCUCAGAACUCUUCCGCUUCUCCGCAACGGUUUUCUCAACCAUCGUCAUCAAGUUGGUGUCGUAGCUGGUGGUUUUCUAUCUCAGCGUCGGCGUUUGUGGUGUUCUCUUGCUGAUAAACCACAGUUUUACGAGAAUGAUUCUACGGCGGAGGGAUCCGGCUCGGCGAUGAAUACGACGUCGCCUGUUGUUGAUAAUAGCUGGCGUUAUGAAGAUCCUGAUUAUCGGAAAUGGAAGAAUCUAGAGGCUGAGAUUCUUCGUGAUAUUGAACCUAUUGCUCUUCUCGCUAAAGAAAUUCUUCAUUCGGAUAGGUAUUUGGAUGGAGAACGCUUAGAAUUUGAGGAUGAGAAAAUUGUCAUGGAAAAGCUUCUUGCUUAUCACCCCUACUCCAAAGAUAAAAUUGGUUGCGGUCUUGAUUUUAUAAUGGUUGAUCGGCAUCCUCAAUUCAGGCACUCGAGGUGCCUCUUUGUUGUGAGAACGGAUGGUGGAUGGAUAGAUUUCUCCUACCAGAAAUGUCUUCGAGCUUAUGUCCGAGAUAAGUAUCCAUCUCACGCUGAGAGAUCCUUUCACCAGCAACACAAGCUUUUUCAAAAGAUGAUGCCAAAUUCUAGAUCGGCGACUAUAACUCCGACGACAGAAUCAACCACCACGACAACAACGACUCCGACGACGUCGUAUUGGUGUUACAGUUGUACACGAUUCAUCAGCGUUUGGGAUGACCAAGACGCAAACGCAGGAGUCUUAUGUCCUUAUUGCAACGGAGGUUUCAUCGAAGAGAUUGAAGAUUCUUCUAAUUCUCCCGCCGCGGCUAUUCCGGUUACGGCUCCGGAAGUUAGAUCGGUUGAAGAUAUUCAUAGAUCUGUAAUUAGACGGCGGAGAUCUGGUCGUCGUACAUCGUUUAAUCCGGUAAUUGUCUUACACGGAGGAGGAGGGAACGGUGAGAGAGUUGAGAACGAAGAAGGUGACGGAGCUACUAGAGAACGACGAGCUUAUGAGUUUUAUUACGAUGAUGGAUCUGGUUCAGGUCUAAGACCUCUUCCUGAUUCUGUAUCUGAGAUCUUAAUGGGAUCUGGAUUUGAACGAUUACUUGAACAAUUGAGUCAGAUCGAAGCGUCAGGUAAUGGAAUCGGUAGAUCUGGGAAUCCACCGGCGUCGAAAUCAGCGAUUGAAUCAUUACCUAGAGUCGAAAUCUCCGAUUGUCACAUGAAAGCAGAAGCUAAUUGCGCCGUGUGUACGGAGGUUUUCGAAGCCGGAAUCGAAGGUCGUGAGAUGCCGUGUAAACAUAUAUUUCACGGCGAUUGUAUUGUUCCAUGGCUUUCGAUUCGUAAUUCAUGUCCUGUGUGUAGAUUUGAAUUACCUUCAGAUCCAAUUCAACGGAGUAAUGAAGAAGAACAUGCUGUUGGGAUGACGAUUUGGAGAUUACCUGGUGGUGGAUUCGCUGUUGGGAGGUUUAACGCGGGGGUGAGAGAAGGAGAGAGGAUUUUACCGGUGGUUUUGACGGAGAUGGAUGGUGGUGGACUUGGUAGUAAUGAAGGACCGAGAAGGAUUUCUUGGGUUAGAGCUCAUGAGACACCGGAGAUGAGUAGGAAUGGUGGUCGUUCUGGUAAUGGAGGUAGAUUGAGAAGAGCUGUUCGUGGAAUGGUUUCGUUUAUGAGAAGAGUGAGACCAAAUCGUGGCUCUUCGAAUUCGAAUCUUAUUGAUUUGGAUAGUGAUGGUGAAACUAGAGUUAUGAAUCGAUCGACUUCGUUGAUCAGAAGAUUUUUCUGAUGGAAACUGGAGAAUCAGGUUAGGUGAUAAAAAGUUUGAGAUUUU
Molecule: messenger RNA, 2107 nt
Organism: Arabidopsis arenosa
Lineage: Eukaryota; Viridiplantae; Streptophyta; Magnoliopsida; Brassicales; Brassicaceae
Source: the annotation of a GenBank genome assembly